Molecule: messenger RNA, 1108 nt
Organism: Schizosaccharomyces octosporus yFS286
Lineage: Eukaryota; Fungi; Ascomycota; Schizosaccharomycetes; Schizosaccharomycetales; Schizosaccharomycetaceae
Exons: 1
Coding region: 38-862 (274 amino acids)
Source: RefSeq, a predicted model, not a curated record
CAACUUAAUAUUUAAUACUCAAGUACUACAAGUUAGCAUGUUGUUUCUGUUUGCGCUUGUAAGUCUGGUGUGUACCUUUGUUUGUGCAGUCCAACUCAAUGAGACCGACUAUGAAGGUUCUUUGAAUACGCUUGUGAACGGUCUUGCAGACGAAACUUAUGGAGACGAAGGUAUUAUAAGCCAUACGGGUGUUUACGAGAGCUUGUACAAGGAUGACUUGAGCCAGUUCAACUAUACCAUGGAUUUUAUGUCUGGAGACAAUUAUGGAAAAGUGGAGGCUCUAUUGAAUUUAGCAUCUAAAGCUAAUGACAAGGGUUUCGUUGGAGAUCUUAUAUACCUAGCUCAUUUUGCAUCUGCCGGCGGUUAUAAUGGGUAUAUGCAGUUGAAUGAUGAAUCUAGUUUCGCUAAAGAUUUGCUUGGUUUUUGCGAGAACGAUGCGACAAUCUUUACAAAGCUUAGCCAGUCUAGCUCGAAUAAAAAACUGCAAGACUUCUUCGAAAGUUUGGUCUCUCCAGAAUCGGAUGCUUCCUCCAACAACAAACUGGGGAAGCGUUACGAUGGUACUUAUACCUGCAACACUAAACAUACUGCAUCAAGAGAAUCCUGCUCUUUAUUGUACGGUUAUUUAUCAAGAAGUACUUGGACUAUUUCAGGAGGGCCUCGUGCUGCUUGCUACUCCGGUUGCUGUGUCUCUUGGAGUAUGAAAGCUCCUGCACAAGCAACUGAAUUGGCCCCACGAGUUAACACUUGUUUGCAAACCUGCCCAAACCCGACAUUCAGCUGUAUUAACCGUGACGUUGUCAUUGGCAAUGUAUAUGGAGUAGAUGUUUGUGUCAGUGGAAGGACUCAAUUUUGCCAUUAGACUCAGAAAAGGAGUCGUCGUUUUUGGAAACUUUUUGGAACAAUGGAAAAAUCUCCGUCAGUGCUGUAAUAAAAGUAAUUAAUGGGCAACCGAGUAAAUUUUUCCUUCCUGUUGUUCGAACCUAUGCUAUGAAAAAUAAUUCCUCUAAUGAAUAUAGCCAAAAGUUUGACAGGUAUAUCUCUUUACUCGCAAAUCAUACGUACUAUAUGCAUAUAUAGAGACGUGAUCGUCCUUAUUGCAACUUGU